Molecule: messenger RNA, 784 nt
Organism: Erythranthe guttata (spotted monkey flower)
Lineage: Eukaryota; Viridiplantae; Streptophyta; Magnoliopsida; Lamiales; Phrymaceae
Product: glycine-rich RNA-binding protein
Molecular function (GO): RNA binding
Source: RefSeq, a predicted model, not a curated record
UUCUUCUCAUCACCUCCUUUUAUUUUCAAAAGCAAAUCUGUAAAAAAAAUCUCAGAAAAGAAAAAUCAAUGGCGGAUGUUGAAUUUAGAUGUUUCGUAGGUGGGUUGGCGUGGGCAACCACCGAUCAAUCACUGGAGCACGCGUUUUCACAGUUCGGCGAAGUCAUCGAAUCGAAGAUUAUUAACGAUCGUGAAACUGGUAGAUCCAGGGGAUUUGGAUUCGUUACUUUUAAGGAUGAGAGAUCUAUGAGGGAAGCGAUCGAGGGUAUGAACGGCCAGGAGCUUGACGGCCGUAACAUCACCGUGAACGAGGCUCAGUCUCGCGGUAGCGGCGGCGGUGGCGGCGGCGGAUUUGGUGGCCCUCGUCGUGAAGGUGGUUAUGGAGGAGGCGGCGGUGGUGGAUAUGGUCGACGUGAAGGUGGUGGUGGUGGUUAUGGUGGAAACGGAGGCGGCGGCGGUGGAUAUGGACGUCGUGAAGGUGGUGGUGGUUAUGGCGGCGGCGGCCGUGGUGGAGGCGGUGGCUAUGGCGGUGACCGUGGCUACUCUUCCCGUGGUGGAGGAUCUGAAGGAAACUGGAGAGAAUGAGCUUGUUGUUAGGGUUUAGUUUGGUUUUAUUUUACAGUAAUCUUCAUGUUUGAAGUUUUCGGAUUCGAUUGUUGGUUUGGUUUCGUGGUUAUUCUAUCGGUUAUCGUUUUGUUUGAAGUCGUUUAUUGUCGAAUGUAUGAAUCAGUGUUUACAGAGUUCACAAUCAUGGAAUGAAGUUAAUUGUGGUUCUUACAUGUCCU